This is a messenger RNA of Lasiosphaeria miniovina, 1074 nucleotides long. RefSeq names its product Nicotianamine synthase. Gene Ontology annotation, biological process: nicotianamine biosynthetic process. The coding region runs from base 1 to 1074 and encodes 357 amino acids. NCBI's taxonomy places the organism in Eukaryota, Fungi, Ascomycota, Sordariomycetes, Sordariales, Lasiosphaeriaceae. The record is from RefSeq and is a predicted model, not a curated record. Gene Ontology annotation, molecular function: nicotianamine synthase activity. The transcript is spliced from 2 exons.
AUGGUCUUUCUUCUCUCCUGCUUGAGUCUUGGGCCUAUAAAGCCGAGCCGCGAUGCUCCGCCGCCUUGUCUAUGCGACUCGCAAGACUCAAUCACCAUCGUCGAGAAGGUAGAAGUUGUCCAGACUCAGCGCGAGAAAACCAACAUGGAUAAAGUGCAGAGCCUCGUCCAGGCCAUCACAGAAACUUAUGCUAGGCUGGUCAAGCUCCCCGACCUCGGGCCUGGCAAGGAGAUCAACGAGCUGCUGGGCAACCUCGUUGCAGUCUGCUCCGAGAUCCACGACCAAGACACGGUCCAACAGGUUCUCAACCAUGCUGGCGUCAAGGCAGUGCUACCGUGGUUACGAAAGAUCUGCGCCGAAGCCGAGUCGUGUCUCGAGUCGCACUGGACAGCGCACAUCUUGAAAGGGAGCAGUCCGGACGAGGUAAUCACACGCCUCGAGAGCUUCCCUUACUACGCAAACUACCAAGACCUUGCCCGGCUUGAGCUGUGCGCCAUCCUCUCCGUGACGAAAACAGCGCCCAGCCGAAUCGCCUUCAUCGGCUCCGGCCCGCUGCCGCUCACGUCACUGUGUCUGCUCGACGCGCUAGAGAGCGGCGCCACAGCCAGCGGCCUGCCGCCGCCCCCACAGCAAAAACAACCGUCGCGAGUCGUGCUCAACAUCGACUUCAGCGAAGCCGCCAUCGCCGCGUCGCUGCGCCUGUGCCUGGCGCUCGGCGCACGGGGCGCGGGCAUGGAGUUCUUGUGCGCGGACGCGGCGUCGACAGCGCAGAACUUGGCCGAGUUCGACGUCGUGUACAUGGCUGCGCUGGUCGGCAUGUCGCAGGCCGACAAGGAGGUCAUCGUGCUGCACGUCGCCGGCCGCAUGCGGCCCGGCGCCCUGCUGCUCGUUAGGAGCGCCUGGGGCCUCAGGACCUGCCUGUACCCCGAGGUCGAGCUGGCCACCGAGGGCCUCCUGCGACGCCUCGAGCCGUGCGUCGUGGUGCACCCGUACGGCCAGGUCGUCAACUCGGUUCUUGUCGCCAGGGUCAGAGGAGACGACUCGCGGGAGGGAGACGUUCGCAAGGGCCCGUGA